GCUGGCGAGGCUCACGGCGGCAGCGGAGGAGGUGGAGAGGCUGCCGGUGGAGGGGGAGGAGUCAGUGCCCCAGCCGGUGGAGGUAUCGCUCUACUGCGGCAGCGCCAUGAGCCCGCACCUGGCCCACUCGGGGGAGGGGGCGGGGGGCGGAGGCGGCGCAGGUGGUGACCCGUGGGUCGGCCUCCGCGGCUGCGAUGCCGCCACCCUGACGGAGGUGGUGGAGCACCUGGACCCGGAGCCGCUGGGCCUGGUAGGUCCCUGCGUGCUGGGCGGUCUGCGCCCCCGCCUGCUGCUGCUCACCACCCCCAAUUGGGAGUACAACGCAGUCAUGCGCGCAUGCGAGGCAGCGGCGGCGGAGCAGGCGGCAGCGGCCCGCAGCAACGGGGGCGGGGGGCGGAGUGGUGGCGGCGGCGGUGGUGGCGGCGGGGCGCCCCACGGCGGCAGCUGGCCGGGCCCCCCGGGCCGCGACGGCCUGCCGCUGCGGUGCGGCGACCACCGCUUCGAGUGGAACCGGGCGGAGUUCCGGAGCUGGUGCGAGGAGCUGGCGGGGAGGUGGGGGUACGACGUCAGCUUCGAUGAGAUCGGGCACGCCAACGAGGAGGCUGCUGCGCUGGCCUCCCUCGCCUACACCGGGCCGCAGCAGCCGGGAGGGGCCACCCAGAUGGCG
Molecule: messenger RNA, 667 nt
Organism: Astrephomene gubernaculifera
Lineage: Eukaryota; Viridiplantae; Chlorophyta; Chlorophyceae; Chlamydomonadales; Astrephomenaceae
Source: the annotation of a GenBank genome assembly